AUGUACCCUAGAAGUGUCACUCGUUAAGCUAUGUUGAGGCAAAUAGACUCACUCAAUUAGUAAAUUGAACAAGGGAGAUAGAACCACGAAAAUGCAAUCAAAUAAAUUAGAGCUGAUUAAUUAAAAGAGAUGGAAGCCAUUUAAGAUGAAAUUAAAAAGUAUAAAGAGAUCAUGUCAAAUGGGCAGUUUCAGUCGUACUUCAAGAUGAAGAACGAUAACACUAAACUAUUCUCAGAGAAUGCAAUGCUAAGAGAAAUGCUUAAAGCUGGGUAAAUCGCAAAUUCUACUAAGGAAAUAGAAGUAUCGCGACUCAAAUAGAAAUUGCGUAAAAUUGAAGGUAAAUCAUUGGAAGUUAGAAAGGAAUCGAGCAAUUAAUCUAGACAAAAGGAAUACUCAAUUUUAAGAAAAUGCUUAAAUUAGAGACACUCCACUUAACCAUCAUUAGAUGAAUCUAAUAUAGAACCACUACCUAAACUACUGUCUAUAAAAUUCAAACUUAAUUGA
Molecule: messenger RNA, 504 nt
Organism: Paramecium tetraurelia
Lineage: Eukaryota; Ciliophora; Oligohymenophorea; Peniculida; Parameciidae
Exons: 3
Source: RefSeq, a predicted model, not a curated record